AAGAAAGAAGACAGCGGCUUUGACGAGAUAUGUGUCACCAAGAUGUCCACUCGCAGCUGCCAGGGAUCGGACUCGCUCAUCAGGCCCCUGGACACUAUCCCUGAGGACCGGAAGGUGCGUGUGCAGCGGACGCAGAGCGGCUUCGACCCCUUCGAGAAGCCGGCUGGUCAGGUGAAGCGCGUGCACUCAGAGAACAACGCCUGCAUCAACGCCAAGAGCUCGUCCUCCGGCAAAGAGUCGCCCAAACUCCGCCGUCACUCCAGCCCCAGCUCCGUGAGGCCCCUGCGCUCCCGACGCCUCGAGCAGGAUAAUAAAGGCGUGCUGAGGGUAAAUGGGAAGCUGGUUGCAUUGAAAGUGAUUCGUCUGCAGGAGGAAGAGGGAACGCCGUUCACAGCGAUUAGAGAAGCGUCUCUGCUGAAAGGCCUGAAACACGCCAACAUCGUGCUGCUCCACGACAUCAUUCACACCAAGGAAACCCUGACGCUGGUCUUCGAGUACGUGCACACAGAUCUGUGUCAGUACAUGGACAAACAUCCCGGCGGCCUCCAUCCGGACAACGUCAGGCUGUUCCUGUUCCAGUUACUGAGGGGUUUGUCUUACAUCCAUCAGCGCUACAUCCUUCACCGAGACCUGAAACCACAGAACCUGCUCAUCAGCGACACCGGAGAACUCAAACUGGCCGACUUCGGUCUGGCCCGUGCGAAGUCGGUCCCCAGCCACACAUACUCUAAUGAGGUGGUGACGCUCUGGUAUCGUCCUCCAGACGUGCUGCUGGGAUCCACAGACUACUCCACCUGUCUGGACAUGUGGGGUGUCGGAUGCAUCUUCGUGGAAAUGAUCCAGGGAGUGGCGGCGUUCCCGGGCAUGAAGGACAUUCAGGAUCAGCUGGAGAGGAUAUUUCUGGUUUUGGGGACGCCGUCAGAGGAGACGUGGCCAGGUGUUCACUCUCUGCCGCACUUCAAACCAGGUAAAUGUCCUGUUCAUCUGACUGUAAAUGACACAUGCUGGCGUGCCCUUGAGAUGGCAUGCCAUACAUCCCUCAUCCGCCCAGAGGCAUGA
Sinocyclocheilus grahami is the source of this 1059-nucleotide messenger RNA. RefSeq names its product cyclin-dependent kinase 14-like. Gene Ontology annotation, biological process: protein phosphorylation. The record is from RefSeq and is a predicted model, not a curated record. Gene Ontology annotation, cellular component: cytosol; nucleus; cytoplasm. The coding region runs from base 43 to 1059 and encodes 338 amino acids. NCBI's taxonomy places the organism in Eukaryota, Metazoa, Chordata, Actinopteri, Cypriniformes, Cyprinidae. The transcript has 10 exons. Gene Ontology annotation, molecular function: ATP binding; cyclin-dependent protein serine/threonine kinase activity; cyclin binding.